Drosophila albomicans is the source of this 6435-nucleotide messenger RNA. It is a transcript of the gene Tusp, whose product is annotated as tubby-related protein 4. Bases 855 to 5312 code for a protein of 1485 amino acids. The record is from RefSeq and is a predicted model, not a curated record. Gene Ontology annotation, molecular function: protein binding. The transcript has 11 exons. Gene Ontology annotation, biological process: intracellular signal transduction. NCBI's taxonomy places the organism in Eukaryota, Metazoa, Arthropoda, Insecta, Diptera, Drosophilidae.
UUUCGAUAGCCGGUUCCCGCCAUUUCAAUAGAUCGUUGCGAGUAAGUCAAACAAAAAAUCAAUACAAACGUUACAAAAAGUUAUAACAACAGACUCACAGUUAAAGGCGAGCCAACGAGCGCGUAAAUUCCGUCAGUUUGACAGUUGCUAUGUAGUUGUUUUCGGUUUUCAGUGAUAAGAAAUGUGAAUUGCAUUGCGCAGGCGCGCUCUUAACAUUUUUACUACAAUCCAACGACGUAUACUCGAUGUCGCGUCAGGCAGGGCUGGCUUGCUUGCUAUAAAUUUACAGGAGCAAAGCUUCAGCAGUCGACGUUCGGAACUCGCUGUGCACGGUCUUUUGUGCUUUGUGUGUGCUGCUCAUGUUAAUUCGCGUUGUGCCGCUGCAUGUGCGUGCAUGUGUGUGUGCCAGUAGUGUGUGCGAGUGAGAGAGUGUAUGUGCGUGUCUGUGAAUCAGUGGGAAAAAGAAGAAAUACAUAUGUAACAACCAUACACCACACAUACGAGUAGAAGAAACAUUAGCUUUUAACAAUUGCCCAAAAAAAUACCAAAAUACCCACAAUCAACUAAAUGCAACAGAAAAUUUGCUGCAAAUAACGAUAAUUAGUUUGACAAUAGAGCAAGGGCAGCAAAUAGCUAAAGGAGGAAUAGCGACAACAGCAAUAGCAACAACAACAGCAGCCAGAGACGUCGUCGCCGUCGCUGUCGCAGCGCAGCAAAAUGUGCGAGACGUAAAUCAACUAUAGAGAAGGAGCAACAGCAACAACAACACGAACAAGAACAACAGAAACUAAUAGUUGGCUUCAUUGUUCAUGUGGUAGAAAAACGGAAGCGGAAGCGGCGCGCUAACUCGUAAAAUGCAUUUACACUUUGAACGCAACAUCAACACAAAAUGCGACUGCACAAUACUAUCGUUGUCCUGGAUGGGAAAGGUGCCAGAUGAUAUACCCGAGGAUGAGGGCUGGAAGCUGAAUCGCACGAACUACUAUCAGGAGGGAUGGCUGGCCACAGGCAAUAUACGCGGUAUUGUGGGCGUCACAUUCACCACAUCGCACUGCCGCAAGAACAUGGACUAUCCGCUGCGCACCAACUACAAUCUGCGUGGCCAUCGCUCCGACGUCAUAUUGGUCAAGUGGAAUGAACCGUAUCAGAAGCUGGCCUCUUGUGACAGCUCGGGUAUCAUCUUUGUGUGGAUCAAAUACGAAGGUCGUUGGUCCAUUGAACUGAUCAAUGAUCGCAAUACGCCGGUCACUCACUUCUCCUGGUCGCACGAUGGACGCAUGGCGCUCAUUUGCUAUCAGGAUGGCUUUGUGCUCGUCGGCUCGGUGGCGGGUCAACGCUAUUGGUCGUCCAUGUUGAAUCUGGAGUCGACGAUCACGUGUGGCAUUUGGACGCCGGAUGAUCAGCAGGUUUACUUUGGCACCACGCAGGGUCAGGUGAUUGUGAUGGAUGUGCACGGUGCGAUGGUGUCGCAGGUGCAGCUAUCGAACGAUGUGCCCAUCACAUCUAUGGCCUGGUCCUGCGAGAAGUUCAAGAUGGAGGAGGGCGAAGAAGCGGAGCCCGGUGUAACAAAUGCUGCCAAGCGCUCGUUUGUGCUGGCGGUUAGCUUCCAGAAUGGAUAUAUCUAUUUGCUUAAGUCGUUUGACGACGUCUCACCCGCACAUAUCAAUACCUGCCUUAAUGGCGCCCUCGGCAUGGUCAUGGAGUGGAGCAACUCACGUGAACUGCUCGCCGUUGCCGGCACUCUGCGCUCUUCAACUGGACUGGGCAUGGAUGGCAAGCUGGAGGAUCUGGCCACGCCCAGCUGCUAUAAUAAUCUGGUCAAGUUCUACACGGAGACGGGGACAUGUCUGUAUCAAGCGCACAUUCCCUGCACCACAGCCACAGUCUCGGCCAUCACGUGGGGCCACAACGACAAGCGUCUGUUCAUUGCCACAGGCACCCAGGUGCACAUUGCCUGGGUGUCCCGACGUGUGGCAUCUCUGCAGCUGCUGUGUCGUCUGCAGAUCCAGGCGAGCGUGGGCUCCGAGUUGCUACUGCCGCUGUUGCCAUUGCCUUCUAGGAUUAAGUCGCUCAUUGGCAAUCUGUUUGCUCAAACCAUUCGAUGCUGUGUACCUGAUCUGAAGUCGCUGCGCGAGUUUGUCUCGCGUCCGCCGCUCUGCUCGACUCGGUUGCACUGCACCAUGAUACGGCAUGACGACGACUCUAAUCUUAGUUCGGGCACCUGCUACACACUCUAUUUGGAGUAUUUGGGUGGUUUGGUGCCGCUGCUUAAGGGCAAACGCACUUCGAAGAUACGUCCCGAGUUUGUCAUCUUUGAUCCCCAGGUUAACGACAAUUCGCUGUAUUUCCAAUACGCUGCCGAGGCAAAGAGUUCAUCGGGCUCCAGUCAAUCCACGACAACGGGCAACAGCGGGCGCACAGACUCCUCGGACAGUGAUUUCGAUGAGCGCUCUCGCUUCGGUUCGCCUCGGACUCCGCGAAAGCGUCGCGUGCGUGCCAAGCGACGCAAUCAGAACGGGGAACGUGCGGCCAGCGGAAGUGGAGGGAAUGAUCCGGAUAGUCUCGAUGAGCUGGCCUAUGUGGAUACGCUGCCCGAGCAGGAAGUCAAGCUGGUGGAGGUGACCUCCAAUAUUUGGGGGACGAAAUUCAAAAUCCAUGGACUUGCCAAAACCGUCCCAGCCAAUUUAGGCCAAGUAACUUAUAAGACGUCCCUACUGCAUUUGCAGCCGCGUCAAAUGACGCUGGUCAUCACGGAGCUGCGCGACGAUUUUCCACCUGGUCCCGAUCCCAGCUUCAAUCCCAAUCUCUUUUCCGAGGACGAAGAGGAGCAUCACAACUACAACAAUCACAGUCACAAUGCCGCCGACGCUGCUCUGCCCCAUGUUAGCGUCACAAACGCCGCGUCCGUGGAAGCAAUGGCGGCUGCCUUGAAGCCCCCGAUAAUGCCACAACGUCGUCUAAACGAAGGUGCCUCAGCGCCGCCCAUUGCACCAAUGUCGCCGCGUCCCAAUCGCAUUCUGGCGCGUCACAGAAACUCGCAUUCCCUGACGGUGAAUGGCGGCAAUGGAGCGUCGUCGGUAGGUCUUAGUCCGUUGGCGCGUGCCGAGAGCUAUGACGAUGACUCGUCCAACGAAUCUCAGGAGGCGGCGGCCAAUGCCAAUGCCAACGCCAAUGGCAGUACUUCCACCACAGUGCUGCUUCAUCAGGCGCCCGCCAGCUGCUCAUCGAGUUCGGGUCCCAGCUGUAGCAAGAACAUCACACGACCCAAGACGAUUAGCAGCUUUAAGAACAGCUACAGCCGGUCCAGCUCGAAUUCCAGCUGCCAGUCGCGUCAUGCCAUCUCGCCGCUAUACUGCGAUGGCUCUGUGCCCACGCUUCAGUCGCCCAAGAAUGCGGUUGCGCCCUCGGAUAUCAUUUUUGAGCGUCCCGCGGUGCCAGCGGCAGGACAGACGACGCUGAUGUCGUACUCGAGCAAUGCGGACUACGCCAACAAUGUGGUGCAGGUGAAGAAUGCGCUGAUGUCGGAGCCGGUGCGUUCGGCCAACAGUCAUGUGAAUCCGGUGCCGCUGAAUCUCAAUUUGAAUCUGGAGCGCAUGGAUGCGCGUGCGGUGAAAUGCGCGGCGCCUUCGACGUCGUCCACAACGACAAAGCGACGCGACAUGUUGUACAUCGACGAGGAGACGCAGUCGCCAACACCCACCACGAGUAAUAGCAACAGCAACAGCACCGCCACCUCAACAGCCACCACGAGCAGCAGCAUGAAACGCACUCCAACCGUUGUAUCCAUAGCGCCAGCGGUGCCUGAUUCCAUAACGCGCAGCUGUAGCGUUGGCUACCUCGACUCGGUGGCCAUAACACCGUCGGAUGAAGCGCUGUCGGCGCUGCGCAAGGAUGCGCCCAACAAGCGUCUCAUUUUGGUGGACAAGCGACGCAAUCGCAAUCGUAAGCGACAACAGCAGGCAGAUGCGCGGCGGCACAAGCUGCAGCAGACGGGGAAAUCGAAGAGUCUGGACUCGUGUGAUCUACUGUCACUGCAAACGAAACUGUCCAGCAAGGAGCACGAGCAGGUGGUGCGGAAACUGCAGGAGAUCUCUGACAGCAGCGCCUGCAGCAGCGCAGCCAAUACGCUUUGUUUCAAGUGCCGCAACAACAUGAAUCCGGCCAGCGCCUGUAAACGCUGUCAGCCCGCUGCCAAUGGGGCGCUGGACGAGAUCACCACUGCCGCCGCUGCUGUUGUCGUUGCUGCUGCUGCCGCUGUGGCGUCUGAGCCUGCCAAGGAGGCAGCCGCUCCUGCUGCCGCGGUGCAGAGUAAACCGACGCCCAAGAAACGCUUCGAUGUGAUCACUAGCUUUACGGACAGUCCGCUCUUCACGCGCAAACAUCGCUUUGGCUAUGGACGCAGUAAGGAGCUGGCUGCUGGCAGCAGCACCGAGACGUCGACUCCGUUGCUGCCGCGCAAGCAGGAGAAUAGCUUUAGCUUUGUGAAGCAGCUUUCCGAGGUGCGUUGGCGACGCAAAGAUCCAGCGCAAAGCCAAAGCCAACUGCCUGGAGCAAGCAAUGCCAGCACACUGGAACGUCAGCCAUCGACGGAGACGGGCAACGUGGCGUGUGGCACAGUGGAAGCCACGCCCGUGGAAGCCAAGGCAUCAGUGUCCUUGCACACUCAGGCUUUGACUACGCUGGAGAACAUCAUCAGUCGUUUGCGUGAUUUGGAUGAAGGACGAUUGACGCCGCCAUCGACGCCACAGCGCAUGCCACGCAGUUCGCCCGCCUCGCCUGCGGCCAGCAAGAAGAACAAGCGACAGCAGAGCAACUCACCCAUUAGGCAUAUACUCAACUCGCCGCUGCUGAAUCGCAGGCAACGCAAGAAGCCCAGCAUCAUUGAGAGCUCCGAUGAUGAGGGCAAUCAGACGAAUGGCUCGGGCGAGGAAAUGGGCAGCAAUGGCAAUGGCAAGCAGUAUCGAGAUCUGGAAACGUUCCAAAAGGCGCAGCUGCGUCAGAAGCUCAAACGUGGCAAGAUCGAGCCGAAUGGCAGCGCCAGUUGCGCCAAUCCGGCGCCAGUGCGUCGAGAGUUUGUGAUGCACAACAAGGCGCCAAUGUGGAACGAGAUGAGCCAAGUGUAUCAGCUGGACUUUGGCGGACGCGUCACUCAGGAAUCCGCCAAGAACUUUCAGAUAGAAUUUCGCGGCAAGCAGGUGAUGCAGUUUGGACGCAUUGAUGGAAAUGCAUACACCUUGGAUUUCCAGUAUCCCUUCUCGGCGCUUCAGGCGUUUGCCGUGGCGCUGGCCAAUGUUACUCAGCGUCUUAAAUAAAAUUGGAUAUGAAUGAUAUUGCUGUUUCUGUCUGCUAACACGUAUUAAAUAGUAUUUACUACAUACCUUGCAACAUGCCACUUGCAACAUGCAACUUGCAACUUAACACGCCGAAAGUUAACGCCGCAGCAAUUUGCUUUAAAGUGCAUACAUAUUUUUUAUACAACAAAAACAAAAACUAAGGCGCCUUGCUGUUUUUAAUUUGUAAAUAUGUACUUAUUGUAUUGUAUUGUGUAUUAUGUAUGAUCUUUAGGUUUCUGAAUGGGUACCGCAAACAAAUAUAUAUAUAUACACUAUAUAUAUAUUUAAAUUAUGUAUAAUGAUAUGAACACAUACCACCACCACUUGAUUGAAGGUUUAGCAAUUUGAUAUUGGUGUGCAAAACUCACAGUCCGAUCCAUUUUUUGUGCAAUAUUUGUAUGACAAACUUUUUGGAUUAAGUAAAUAACGAUUGUAAAUGUUAAGAGCAUUAAAACGAUGUACGUAUUAUACACAUUGUACUUAGUGACAUGUCUGUACGAAUAUAUACGAGUAUACAUACUAUAUAUGUAUGUAUAUGGUGUAAUUAUCUGAUUAAUCAGUCGAUUUUUAAACUAGUUUGUACAACAGCAGCCUUUUUUGCAUAGAGCUUCGAUUUGUUUUUCUCGACUUUAGUGCAAUACGAUGAUGAUAUAAUGAUAAUGAUGAUUCCUUUCGUUAUACAUUUUAGCUAAUAAGCAAAGCAAAAGAAACAUAAUUUAUAUACUACAUUCAUAUGUACUUAUUAUCGGCAAAUCGCUUUAAACAAAAAAACAAAAACAAACUGCUUGGGCUAACAUUAAAAGAAAUUGAAUGUUUGUACGAGUACAUAAUACUAGCAUAUUUUUUAUAUAUUAUAAUCUAAUUGUGAAUGUUAAAUACACAAACACACACCCCCAAGACAAACACACACACGCAUACACUAAAGAUAUAAGAAAAAUUUGUGCUUUUCCUCUUACUCACUUUUUGUAGUUAGGCUUAAUUUCAAAGAAAAUUCGUUAUUGUAAUUGUUGUGAAUAUUGAAAUAAACUCGAAACUCAAAAAACUCGAAUCGUAAACGAUUUAAGCGUGCAAAAAACAAUUAAAUAAACAAACAUAUUGUAUG